Adineta ricciae is the source of this 1005-nucleotide messenger RNA. Lineage: Eukaryota; Metazoa; Rotifera; Eurotatoria; Adinetida; Adinetidae. The record is from the annotation of a GenBank genome assembly.
AUGUUUCAGUUUCGCAGUUUAUCAAAAUGUUCAAACCUUCGACGUACAGUUGCUGUUGUUGGUAUGUAUUCGAUUAUGAAAUACUCGAAAUUCUUAAUAGUUGCUUCUCAUUUCAAAAGGUGUUAUGUACCACGUGUAAAGGAUCAUCCGUCUGCGGUUGUUCAUCAUUUGACUCAUGUGCCAGAAAAUGAAAGAGAUGAGCAACUUCUUUCAGUACGCUUAGCUGCAGACAUAGGCGCGGGAACGGAAGACAGUCCGUUCAUUAUCUUUCGAGAUUCUCAUUCAAAACAUAGAACAGACUUGAAACGUUUACGUUUUGUUUGUAUGUCUGAUACACACAAUGAAAUCGCGAAAAUUACAAUACCGGAUGGAGAUGUUUUUGUGCACUGUGGCGAUGCAGUUAAACAUCGAACGUCUACUCGAGAUAUCAGAGUGUUCAACGAAUUUGUCGGAAAAUUACCUCAUAAGUACAAAUUGUUCGUUAGCGGCAAUCAUUGUACGUGUUUUGAUCCUAAACGACCGGAAGAAAGUCAACAGAUAUUGAGUCAUUUAAUAUAUCUUCAAGAUCAAUUGAUUGACAUCGAAGGUAUACGAAUUUAUGGUAGUCCAUGGCGUCCAAAGCGCGGUUGUUUUUAUCGAGCCGAAGCAUUUGGUUACGACUCAAAACGUAUACGUAGCGAUAAAUGGUCGAAAAUCCCCGAGGAUAUCGAUUUGCUUCUCACACACGGUCCGCCUUAUAGUAUUCGUGACUACAAUGAAUCGACCGGAGACGCUUUAGGUUGUCCAGCUCUACUUGAUGAGAUCGUCACACGUGUCCGACCGCGUAUUCACCUAUUCGGUCACAUGCAUUCUUGUUUUGGAGCUAGUUUAUACAAAAGUGAAGAUAAUCGGAUCUUAGAAGAUGACCGGAUCAAUCAACCAUCAAAUGACAUCUUAUUUGUUAAUCUCGCUGUUCACCAAGGAGAGACAUUGAAUCAACCUGUAAUAAUUGAUUAUCUUUAUUGA